AUGGCUCUCACAAGCAGCAGCUCUUUGAUUCCCACCAAAUCUGCCUUCAUUCAAGGCCAGUCUCUCUUACCCUCUCCGAGAACUCACCAACCCUCUCUGCCCAUCAGGCCCGUCAGGCCAAUCGUGGCCGUUCAUGCAGCUGAGCCUGCCAAGAACCCAGUUGUCUCCGAUAAGCCAACUAAGCAGCAAAGUGCUCCAACGACGUCGUCUCCUUCUUCUUCGGCGAAGACCCACAAUGCGGUUCCGGCGAAAUGGAGCGUGGAGACCUGGAAAUCCAAGAAGGCGCUCCAAUUGCCCGACUACCCAAAUCAGGAAGAUCUCGAGUCGGUGCUUCGGACCAUCGAAUCGUUCCCGCCUAUUGUGUUCGCUGGGGAGGCUCGGAGCCUAGAGGAGCGUAUUGGUGAGGCCGCCAUGGGCAACGCGUUUCUUCUUCAAGGUGGGGACUGCGCUGAGAGCUUCAAGGAGUUCAAUGCCAAUAACAUUCGUGACACCUUCAGAAUUCUCCUCCAAAUGGGUGUCGUUUUGAUGUUCGGAGGUCAAAUGCCCGUUGUCAAGGUGGGAAGAAUGGCGGGUCAGUUUGCGAAGCCAAGAUCGGAUCCUUUUGAGGAGAAGGAUGGUGUGAAACUGCCAAGUUACAGAGGGGACAAUGUGAACGGAGACGCGUUCGAUUUAAAGUCGAGGACUCCGGACCCUCAGAGACUGAUCAGAGCCUACUGUCAAUCUGCGGCUACUCUUAACCUUCUCAGGGCCUUCGCUACUGGUGGUUAUGCAGCUAUGCAGAGGGUCACACAGUGGAACUUGGAUUUCACAGAGCACAGCGAGCAGGGGGAUAGAUACCGGGAGCUAGCUUCCCGGGUUGAUGAGGCCCUUGGAUUCAUGACUGCAGCUGGGCUUACAGUUGACCACCCUAUCAUGACAACCACUGAGUUCUGGACAUCUCAUGAGUGCUUGCUCUUGCCAUAUGAGCAGUCUCUUACUAGGUUGGAUUCAACUUCCGGCCUUUACUAUGAUUGCUCUGCCCAUAUGCUUUGGGCUGGUGAGCGUACUAGGCAACUGGAUGGUGCCCAUGUUGAGUUCCUAAGAGGCGUUGCCAAUCCCCUUGGAAUUAAGGUGAGCGAUAAGAUGGAUCCAAAUGAGCUUGUUAAGCUCAUUGAGAUUUUGAAUCCUCAGAAUAAAGCCGGUAGGAUAACGGUGAUCACAAGAAUGGGAGCUGAGAACAUGAGAGUGAAACUUCCUCAUCUUAUUAGGGCAGUCCGCAGGGCAGGACAGAUUGUCACAUGGGUUAGUGACCCAAUGCAUGGAAACACCAUAAAAGCUCCAUGUGGCCUCAAAACACGCCCUUUUGACGCUAUAAGGGCCGAGGUGAGAGCAUUCUUUGAUGUGCAUGAGCAAGAAGGAAGCCACCCAGGAGGUGUUCAUCUAGAGAUGACAGGCCAGAAUGUGACAGAAUGCAUUGGAGGGUCGCGCACUGUGACAUUUGAUGACCUUAGCUCACGCUACCAUACUCACUGUGACCCAAGGCUCAAUGCCUCACAAUCUCUCGAGCUUGCCUUCAUCAUCGCCGAACGCCUUAGAAGAAGAAGGAUCAAGUCACAGAGCUCCGUCACCUCGUUAGGUCUGUAG
Messenger RNA from Prunus armeniaca (apricot), 1623 nucleotides. The record is from the annotation of a GenBank genome assembly. Lineage: Eukaryota; Viridiplantae; Streptophyta; Magnoliopsida; Rosales; Rosaceae.